AUGGCCCCCACACCACGAACAGACCCUGCUGUGGCACGCAUGAAGCGCGAUCUGCUCACCGAGCACUUUGGCUGGGCGCCCGAGACGUUCGCAAAGGGCGGGAUGGACCUCGCAAACAGGACGAUGUACACGGCGACGGCCAAGGUCGAGCAGAGUCUGCAGAAGCUGGUGGAUGAUGGAGUCGAGGGCUUCAACGAGGACGAGGUCCAGCGGGGCAUCUACCGCCUUGAGACACUGCUAGAAGACGCAAUCGACACGCAGUUUGACCUGUUCGAGAUCUUCGUCCUGCGAAACACCUUCACCUUUGCCGACGACCUCGUCCCCUUCAUUGCCCUGCCUCAUCACGAACGACUGAACCCCGACUUGAAAGGCGCAGACGAGGCGAGUUUGGCGGAAUACCAGGAGGAAUUGCGGCUCUACGAGGAGGAGCUGCAGAAGGAGCGUGAGCUGGCGUGCGCGGAAUUGUUUGUCAAGGCCAAGGCGGCAAAGGUGCAGGAGCAGGCAGAGCUCGUGGGCUACUUGCGGGAACCAGGCAAACUCUCUGCGCACACCUCCCCUUCCGACCGCGCCCGCAUCCUCGCCUCGCAACUCUCGCUACUCCAGUCCCGCCUCUCCGACCUCGUCGCCACCCCCGUUCCCUACGACAAGCUCUCCAAUGUUCCCGCCGUCGCACCCUGGGCGACUUCACGAAGCGCGUUCAUCAACUGGGCGGCGGCGAAGAAGGCGAGUCCUGCGGCGACCGGAGCAGAGGGCGGACAGGCUGCGGGAGGAGAGGGAGAUCCGGUCGUUGGGCAGUUCCAGCAGGAGGCGGAGGCAACGGGCAAGGCGGACGAUGCCAAGGCUUUGCUCGCUGCGCUGGCCAAGUAG
Molecule: messenger RNA, 867 nt
Organism: Rhodotorula toruloides NP11
Lineage: Eukaryota; Fungi; Basidiomycota; Microbotryomycetes; Sporidiobolales; Sporidiobolaceae
Product: kinetochore protein Mis12/MTW1
Exons: 5
Coding region: 1-867 (288 amino acids)
Biological process (GO): mitotic cell cycle; mitotic sister chromatid segregation; kinetochore assembly
Cellular component (GO): nucleus; chromosome, centromeric region
Source: RefSeq, a predicted model, not a curated record